Messenger RNA from Auxenochlorella protothecoides, 1074 nucleotides. Its product is annotated as UDP-glucuronosyltransferase 2B13. The coding region runs from base 1 to 1074 and encodes 357 amino acids. The record is from RefSeq and is a predicted model, not a curated record. Gene Ontology annotation, molecular function: UDP-glycosyltransferase activity. The transcript is spliced from 4 exons. Lineage: Eukaryota; Viridiplantae; Chlorophyta; Trebouxiophyceae; Chlorellales; Chlorellaceae.
AUGCUGCUCUCCAGCUGCGAUGCCGCGACGUUGGCGCGAGUGGGCGGAGUGCCCGAGGGCAUCCAGGUCAUGGAGUACCCCAGCCCCAUGCCCAGCCACAGCAGCUGUGCUGCAGCCAAGCAGGCGACCCUCCUUGAGUUCAGCACUAAACUGCCAGGCUUGGACAUCUGGUACCUCACUGAGCACAGCAUGGUGCCGCAUUGCGCCGCCCUCCUGCGCAAUUUGACCAUCAUCCCUGCCCUUCGAGCUCUCCAUCCGGACCUUGUCCUCGGGGACUUCAGCGACGUCUGCACUCCCAUCCUCGGGGAUGGUCUGGGCGUCCCCAGGUUCCUGGAGUGGCAGUUUGGGGACUCCCUCCGCGCCCAGUUCCCCCUCGCCGUGCGGCGCAGCGCCCACGUGGCCGCCGGGGACGCAGCGCUCCUGCUCAUCAACACCCACACCGCCCUGGAGUUUGAACGGCCGGCGCUGCCGCCCCAUGUCCGACUGGCGCCCCCCAUCCUGCCCUCACUGUACGUGAGCUUUGGCUCCCUCUUCACGCUGACCAUGACCCUGGACCAGCUGCGGGGCCUGCACGCCGUGCUUGCCUCCCUCCCCGCACGCGUGCUGUGGAAGUUGGAGGCCGGGGACGUGCCCGGCCCGGACGGCGCUGCGUUCCUGGCCGGCCUGCCCCCGCUGCCGCACGGCGGCGCACUGCUGGGCUGGGUGCCCCAAAACGACGUGCUGGGGUCGGGCGGCGUGCGCGCCUUCCUCACCCAUGGCGGCAUCAACGGCGUGACCCAGUCCCUCUACCACGGCGUGCCCAUGCUGAUCCUGCCCUUCGCCGGCGACCAGCUGGACAACGCGCGGCGCGUGGAGGCGCUGGGCGCUGGGGUCAAGCUGGGCCGCGCGGGGUUCGUGAAGAGGCAGGCCGAGCUGCAUGCGGCGCUGAUGCGGGUGCUGACGGAGGAUGGGUUCAAGCAGGCAGCGGUGCGAGUCUCCAGGGAGCUGCGAGGCGGCCCCACCCCGGGCAGGGUCCUGGCCGCCGACGCCGUGCUGGAGGCGCUGGGGUCCCUGGCGCUGGCUGCAGCUGCGUGA